GCAUGUUUAGGCUUGAAUUACUUACAAAAACAUUUAAAUUGUUAAUUUAGUGUAUUGAAUUGAAUUCACAGCACGUGGUGAUAAAGAAAUUGUGGUAAUAUAGGUGUUGCAUUUGUCUUAAAUUCUUAACAAUGUUGUUAUUGCAGCUUAGUUGAUUUAUCACAGAAUGUCUUGUACAAUACAAAAUUUUUAAUGUUAUAAUGUUAAGGAAAUUAAUAAACACUACAUGGGCAGGCCAGCUUCAUAUAUUAGGCAAGUCAGUAUUCAGUGAGCAUACAUCAAAGCUCCAUACAUCUAUUGCGAUCUGUGCAAAAAGAAAUCCCUUUCUUGGUAAAUUGGAGGAAAGCUUUAAUCAAUCUUCAAGAAGUGAAGAAAAGAGCAAGAAACAAGGUAUCAAAAACUACCUGAAGAAGCAUCAAAGAUAUGCUGAUUACAACUACCAAGAAUGGAGGUUUCCAAAGUCUAACAGAGCAAUUGAUAUAUCAUGUACACGAGACAUAAUCCAGCCUUAUGAAGAUGACAACAGUGGUUCAAAAAGUUCAUUGUCUGUUCGGAAGAAGCUAUCAGACCUUCGUCAUGAUAUAUUACAUAAUCGAAUCGUAAAGAAAAGAGUUGAUAAUUUUCAUCGGAAACGCUUUCCAGCAGAGGCACAAGAUAUUUACAUUAAAGCUCAUAAUCUUCUGAAUACCCCAAACUGGACGAUAGUAAAUCAAGAAGAUACAGAAGAGAGAUUACAAAACUUGGUAACAGAGCAUGCGUAUACCGAUAUGGUGAAGGGUCUUGACUCUAAAACAGUUAUAUGGAAGUGGAAUGAAUCGUUAGAGCCGCCACGUGUAGUUCGAAUUCGUGCAAGUCCUAUGAUCACUAAUAACAAUUAUUAUGGUCAAGUUACUGUCCGGUUUCAUUCAAAACAGACACUUGCAAUCUAUGAUCGGUUUGGUCGUCUCAUGUAUGGAUCACCUGAUGAAGCCAGGAAUGUCCUGGAGUUUGUAGUGUUUGAACGACACAUUUCACAUCCAUAUGGUUGUUGGAGAAUACAUGGAAAAAUAUCAUCGGAUUCUUAUCAAAAAGAGCCUAUGAGAAAGACUGUAGCAUUUAUGAAACAAAAGCCACAACGCAUAGAAAGUUUAGAAUGGCAUGAACAGGAAGAAAAAGAAAAUCACUACAAGUGGUAUCCAGAACGAUAUCAUUAUAUUGCCAAGAAAGAGGCACUUAAGUACAUAAGAAGAGACUCAAAAUACUGGGGGAAACGGAGGAAGAAGAGAAUUUACACUCAUCAUAAAGCACCAGUUGUACGGUUAAGGGGUCCUGUUGCACGACUAGUUCGCCGAAAACGAAACAUAGUUCGUGAAAUGAGAGAGCAUGGAAAGUUGCCUUAUCCACCAAGGGACCAAGAUUCUUAAUUCAAACUCUGUCUUCUUUGUGACAAGAGUUUUUUUUGCUGCUUUUCUAUUUCAAUAUAAUAUAAAAGUAGAUUUGGCAUUUGCAUUCUUGCUUAGCAAUAAGAACACAGUGGAGAUCA
Ciona intestinalis (vase tunicate) is the source of this 1522-nucleotide messenger RNA. The record is from RefSeq and is a predicted model, not a curated record. NCBI's taxonomy places the organism in Eukaryota, Metazoa, Chordata, Ascidiacea, Phlebobranchia, Cionidae.